UUUCAAAGAACCGACAUCAAAAUGUUCUUCUCUCAACAACUUCUAGCUCGCAAAGCUUCUAUGGGACAGAUAUGGAUGGCUGCAACUAUGAGAGCGAAAAUGAAUCGAAAGAAGCUGGAGAAGCUUAACAUCAUCCAAAUCUGUGAAGAGAUUUUGAAUCCACCAGUUCCUUUGGCUUUGAGACUCUCUGGAAUUCUCAUGGGUGGAGUUGUGAUUGUGUACGAAAGAAAAGUGAAACUCCUUUAUGAUGAUGUUAAUCGACUCCUGCAUGGUCACAGAGGCAAGGCCAUUAAAGAAAAACAGAAUUCCAGCGCCCUUAUAAUGGAUUACGAGCAACAAUUAUUCCUGGUGGACAUUUACCAAUCCUGGCUUCAAGAUACUUCAGAUAUUGCGGAAGAAAGAGAAGAAGAGGAAGUACGUAUUUGUCUGAAAGCUCAGGAUCUGACACAGCAACCAAGAACUCAAUCCGGACAGGUCCAACCAAAAAAAGGCAUUUUUCUUCAUCUGGACAAAGUGGCAAUGGGCUUGAACCUAUCCAGAAAAAAACCAUUUGAGUAUCCUGAACCAGAUUUCAAUUUAUCGAGGCUAGCUGAAAAUGGUUCUGCACCAGACCCAGUUUUUGUGGAAACUGGACCAACACAAACUCAGCUUCCUGUCAUCAAUCCUGCUCUUGACAAGAUUACUGAUGCUAUUCGAAUGAAUAUCAAAACACAUUUUGACGCACCUGGAGCCUCUAAAGAAGAAUCGUUGAACGCACUAGCUGCUGGACUGAACCGAAAAGGAGCAGCUAUGCUCUUUUAUCAGACAUGUGUCCUUGCCACUCGUGAUUACCUAAAAGUUGAGCAAAAGGAGCCUUAUGGUGACAUUUCCAUCUCCAAGGGAGCAAAGAUGUAAAGAGCCAGAAAUAAGAGGUCAAAACCUCUUUCGUUUCUACAACAAAGAAGAUGCAGUCACAGGAGUUGAGUACUCGUAAAUUUAAUCGAAAGCAAGAGGACCCUCAGUCGUAAAUUUAUACAUUAUCAAAGGCGAACGGUAGGAAGCAGGAAAAAGAAAUAGAAUUAGGAUUAUUGAGUAAUCUGUUUAGAAUUUUU
Pistacia vera is the source of this 1091-nucleotide messenger RNA. Its product is annotated as sister chromatid cohesion 1 protein 1-like. Gene Ontology annotation, molecular function: protein binding; chromatin binding. The transcript is spliced from 12 exons. Gene Ontology annotation, cellular component: cohesin complex; synaptonemal complex. NCBI's taxonomy places the organism in Eukaryota, Viridiplantae, Streptophyta, Magnoliopsida, Sapindales, Anacardiaceae. Bases 22 to 894 code for a protein of 290 amino acids. Gene Ontology annotation, biological process: synaptonemal complex assembly; mitotic sister chromatid cohesion; replication-born double-strand break repair via sister chromatid exchange. The record is from RefSeq and is a predicted model, not a curated record.